AUGGAUCGUGUAUGCAACUCUUGCGCCACUGAAAUCAACGAUGAGUUGAUCCGCUGCUACCUGUGCGAUUCGCCUUUUCACAUGGGCUGCGCGUCCAUCCCUGAGGAUGUGCUCAAGCUGGCAACACAGUAUGCACAGCUGCACUGGUGCUGCAUUGGCAGCAACAAUAUUGUAAUCAACCCACGCACCAAACGAAUCAAACAAGUGGUAGUGCAAUCCAACGUUCAAACUGCUAUGGCUGCAAUUGCCGACAGCCUAAAAUCAGCACUCGAACCACUUGCAAAGGAAAUUCGUUCCGGUUUCUCGCAAUUGAACGAGGCUAAAACUCCGCUUAGCAGUCAUCCGCCUGCCAAAUUGCGUCAUCUCAUCCCAGCCAAGCGUCUCUUCUCUGAGGUUGCGAUGGGUUCGCAUACAUCUCUUACGAAAAGACGAAUGAAUAGCAACAUCAACAACAACAACAUCAACUUUAACACAAAUCCAUCGAUCGUUGAAAACAUGUGUACUAAUGUUAACACAAACCAACAUGUUCGUUCGAACAUCCCGCCCGUAAUUGUGGGAUCCGAUGUAGUAUCACCUACACUACCGACGGUGGAAAAUAGUCAUGUACCGAAACUAUGGCUACAUCUAGCGAACAUAGCUCCCAUGCGAACACAGCUCCCAUAG
This is a messenger RNA of Anopheles moucheti, 663 nucleotides long. RefSeq lists its product as uncharacterized. The transcript has a single exon. Lineage: Eukaryota; Metazoa; Arthropoda; Insecta; Diptera; Culicidae. The record is from RefSeq and is a predicted model, not a curated record. Bases 1 to 663 code for a protein of 220 amino acids.